Serinus canaria (Common canary) is the source of this 5649-nucleotide messenger RNA. It is a transcript of the gene ARMC9, whose product is annotated as armadillo repeat containing 9. The transcript is spliced from 26 exons. The coding region runs from base 146 to 2620 and encodes 824 amino acids. Gene Ontology annotation, biological process: cilium assembly. The record is from RefSeq and is a predicted model, not a curated record. Lineage: Eukaryota; Metazoa; Chordata; Aves; Passeriformes; Fringillidae. Gene Ontology annotation, cellular component: centriole; ciliary basal body; ciliary tip. Gene Ontology annotation, molecular function: protein binding.
UGCCAGGUGGCGAUUGGCUGAGAGUGGUCACGUGCGCGGGACGCGGCGCGGGGGCGGGCCGCGGUUGCCGGGGCGACACCGGUGGCGGCUGAGGGAAGAUUGGGACAGCUAUAUCAGCCAUGAGAAGUAGCAGCAGCCCUUAGCAAUGGGUGAUGUUUUAGCAUAUGAGGCCGAGUUACUUGGACUAGUGAAAGAGUAUUUGGAUUUUGCCGGAUUUCAAGAAACAGUGAAAGUAUUUAAAAAGGAAUGUAAAAUAAAAGGGAAGCCACUACCUAAACCAGCAGAUGUUUCAUCAGAAGAUUCAUUGCCUAUUCAGGAAGAAAUGCUUACAGCAUUUGAAGAUGGUGAUCAGAAAGUUUUCUUCCAGCUCUGGGAGGAGCAUAUUUUGUCUUCAGUCCAUGACAGUGAUCCAGCUGCUCAGAACCUGGAGUUCUAUCUCCACAUCUACUUUGCCACCUUCCUCUUGAAACAAACUAUGGGAAAGCCAGACAAAGCUGAACUUGAUGAAAGGAUUUCUUAUUUCAAGGCAUACCUGGAAACAAAAGGAGCUGCACUGAGCCAGACUACAGAGUUUCUUCCCUUCUAUGCUUUGCCGUUUGUUCCAAACCCCAUGGUACAUCCUUCCUUUAAAGAACUUUUCCAGGAUUCUUGGACACUGGAUUUAAGGACAAGAUUGGAAACAUUCCUGUCUCUGGCUCUCAAGGCCAGACAGACUCCUCGGCUUCUCACUAUAUUUAAGGAAAGUGGACAGUGCAACAAAGAAAUGAUGCAACAUCUUCAUCAGCAGUUAGUGAAGCGUGAGCACAGGUACAUGACCAACCUGAAACGAUUGCGCAAGUUGCAGAUGGACUACCGUGGUCUCCUUGAAGUCACUGCAGAGCUGGUGGAUUCUUUGGAGGCCACAGUCACUGGCAAGAUGAUUACACCAGAGUAUAUUCAAAGUGUUUGUGCUUGCUUGUUUAGCAAUCAUUUGAAACAAACUGUAGCACACAACAUUGACUUCACAAGGCCUGGAACUGGAUAUUACUCUAUGAGCCCUUGUGAUGACGGAUAUGCUUCCACACUGUUAAGAGCAUCUUUAUCCUCUAUGAAGGUGCAGGAUGUGCCAUUGCUGCCCUCUCUGGAUUAUGAGAAGCUGAAGAAAGAUUUGAUCACAGGGAGUGAUCGUCUCAAGGCCCUCUUACUGCAGGCUCUGCGCUGGCGCUUGACAACAUCAUAUCCUGGAGAACAGAGAGACACCAUCAUGCAAGCCUACAUCAGUAAUGACCUCCUGGAUUGCCACAGCAACUGUCAGAGAAGUGUCCUCCAAUUAUUAUAUUCUAAGAGUGAGGUAGUCAGACAGUAUAUGGCAAGGCUCAUCAAUGCUUUUGCUUCACUGAUAGAAGGUCGUGCCUACCUUUCUCAGAAUCCAACAUUGCUGCAAAUGCUGGAGGACAGACUGAAAGCUGAAGACAAGGAUUCCCUUACAUGGGAGAAUGUUCUGGGGGCUCUGCAGAAAUUCAGCCUCAGGCGCACACUGCAGUCAGCAAUGAUCAAAGAUGGGCUCAUUUUCUGGCUGGUUGAUGUUCUAAUAGACCCAGACUGCCUGUCUGAUUACAACCUGGAGUAUUGUGCUGCCUUGCUCAUGAAUCUCUGUCUGAGGAGUGCAGGGAAGAAAAUAUGUGCAAGUAUCCCAAACCCCAUGCUCAGAGUUCUUUCUGGUCUUCUUGACCAUGAGAAUCCUAAGGUCCAGUCAUAUGUGAAUGGAGUACUGUACAGUAUUCUGGCCAUCCCUUCUGUUCGAGAAGAAGCCAAAGAAAUGGGAAUGGAAGAGAUUCUGCGCUGCCUUAUCAAGGAAAGAAAUGAAGAGAUGAUUCGACAGAUGGAAUUUGUUAUCAAGCAACUCAAUUCAGAAGAGCCAUACAAUGAUAGUAUUGUGUCUGAUGAUGAUGAGGAAGAGGAGUAUGAGGAAGAGGACAAUGACAUCCUGGAGCCUGAUCUGGACAAAGAUGAGGUUUUGCUGCCUCAGCUGGGGGAGCUUUCAGGAGAGAAGCUGCUAACAACGGAGUACUUGGGAAUAAUGACUCACACUCCAAAAACUAAGAAGAAGCAAUUUGCUGGUGUCCAUCAGAGUACAGAUGAGCCUCUCCAGAGACCUGUGACACCAGGUUAUCACAGAACUGCAUAUCUAAUGCCAGAAAACAGUUCCAUUUCCUGUCACGACAGGGAUGAGAAGCUGCAGUCUCCAGCGAGUGGUGCUUCUUCCACUUGUGGUGGGAGACAGUCCAGCAUUUCUGACUUCUGCAUUUCCCCCUCAUCAGUAGAAAUGAAGUCAUCUGAAGUAUUUGCAUCAGGCCAUAGAAUGGACCAACACAUCCCAGCUGGUGAUACCUUAUCUUCUCAAUCUGCUGACUUCACUGAGGACAAAGUAAAUGGUCCAUCACACAGUGACUUUGCCCUGGCCUUCACCAGCAAACCCAAGAUCCCACGCACUCCUGACGGGCAGAGCAGCAGCCCUAGAAAGGGAAAGGUCCCAGGCAUUGCCCCCCAGUUCUCUCAGUCUGGACCCCAACAAUCAAGCCAUCCAAGCUCCUCAGGAUCUACAAGGAGUAGACAGAGCAGCCAGUCCUGCAGGAAGUGAGAACAGUUCCUUUCCUCGAGAAUCACCUGUCACAUUGCUGAAGGACAGAGCCAGCUUCCUGUAAUGAGCUUUACUGGUGACCUACAGAGGAGAGUGAGGCUGUUGGCACUGCAGACCUUGCACAGGGACUGGGGAUUAUCUGAUGGGAUGUGUCUGUGGGCUCUAAAACUGGCUAAGACAAGGGCCUUGUUAUUAGAAUUUGAUGUCUCAGCAGCAGCCCAGGACUGACACAGGAGCUGGAUAUUUUCUGAUAGUUUACUCUAAAGUGACAUUGCCACCUUGAGAAGAAACUCUUGCUCUCUGCCUUCUGUGUCAGUGUAAAUGGUCUUUGGAAACAGAAGGUAGGCUCAGCCCAGGAGUCUUACCAUGAAACUGUAUUAUUUACUUAUUGCUUGCUGAAGCAGCCUGCCAAUUGCUUUUUUAAAUUUUGCCUGUGUGACUGGGUUGGGAGGUGUCUGUGUUCAAAGGGCCUGCAUGAAGAGGGACAGUGUCCACCACAUGUGCGGAGCCCUCCAGCCUAGAGCAGCCCUGUGUGGGGUGAGAUCUUCCUGACCCUGAAGAGGAGGAAUUUUAUCAAUUUCUGGUUGACCUGUAGCAGAUGAAAAACACUGUUACAGUGCCCAAGGCACCAUCCAUGCUCACCUCUGAGGUCUUUAGCUGCAGCAUUUACUCCUAUGACUUCUUUCUGCAUUUUUUUGUUAAUUCUACUGUUUAACAUCUGUGGAAUGAAAAAUCUCUUUUUUUUUCCUCCCUGGAAUGAAGAGCUUUGCUUCUUCAUUCAUAGAAGAAACCAUGAGAACAGAUCAGAAGCAACUUUCUCUUUACAUGUAACUGUGCUCCAUCUUCUUUGGUGUUUGUUGGCUUUUUUAUGUUCUUCACUUCAGAGCAAUGACUCUUUAUGUCUUUGUGGAAUUUGUGCUGGUCUUUGGUGCAUGUGAAUUACAAAGCUAGUGCUGUUUGUUGUUCUUUCUCUCAACAGUAACAGUGACCAGGAAACACUGAAGCCUUCACUGGGGGUUGGCUUUUCAGUUACACCCCUUGAUGUGACAGCUGCUAGGACACAUAAAUGCAGUUUACACUGGGACUUGGCUGCUGCUGAGGCAGAGAUGUACAAAAAGCUGACAAUGUAUUUGCCAUACUCAGACUUCAGAAACAAAUGUUUGAUUGAGUAUGAAAACAGGGAAGGUAAAGCUUUGGUUUUGGAGAGCAAACAAGUGGAACACAGCCUGCAAGGUAAAGCAACUGAUGUAAUGACAGUGCCUUCCCCUAAAGUAAAGAGUUGUAAAGCCAUUUCUGUAGAGCCAGAAGAAAGCUUUGUGCUUCCAACAAGACAUUGAAUUGGGCCUCUUGCUCUGUGGUGGCAACUGAAGAGCCAAGGCCACUGAUGUUGUUGCUUCAGGCCCACUGAGAUCAGUGAUGCUGUGUCAAAUGUUUGCAGAAAGGGCUCCCACACACAAGCUCCAGAUUGACUUUGGAUAGACUUUAAAUCAGAAUGGGGGUGUUUUGUAGAAGACCUCCUGUGGCUUAAAAUCCAGUCAAUUCAUGUGGAAGUUACAACUGACUACUCAGUAACACCAAGAAGGCAGAGUUUGGGUAUUGCUUUAGCUGCCAAAGUACCCCGGACAUGAAGUGACUACAGGCACUUGCUUGCCUCUGUCACCGGUCCCCAUGCCAGACAAAGGAGUCACAGACAAUCUCUGACUUGUGCUUAGAGUAAUCUGCCUCCUCUCAGAGUUGAUAAACACAACUAAUGGGGAAAUGUCCUCUGGUUCACAAAAAGGCAGUAAUGGAAAACAGUCAUAAAAGUUCACCUCUGGCUUUCCAGGGUAGGCAGAAUUUCCUCUGAAAUUCUGGUUUUUUUCCAGCACUGUAGCAUCAACAGCCAAGUUGUGAAUGAAGUGCUAAGCAGUUCAUUUGCAUACAUGAAUAACAGAAUGCUCCAGUAGCUGCGUUUUAUUUAUCUUACAGCAGUGCUGUUUCAUGUUGGAUCUAUGCUAUGUUCAUGCUACAUCUGAUUGUGUAAGAUGGAGAGCAGCUUUUGAAAAGUGUUGAGAGCAGACUAAUUUUUUUUUUUUUUUUUUUGGGUGGGGAACAGCAACCCCAAAACCUCACCGAUUCUAUGAAUUGAGGUAAAACUUCACCACCCCUUGCCAGACGCCCCAGGGUGGUUGGUAGGUGUGGCAGCUGCUCCAGCAGAUCAAGACUCAUGAAAACCAUCUUGCUGAGUUGGACUGAAAGGAACCAACUGAAGUGUGUGUGCUUGAGUGUUUCUUGCUCAGGCCUGUUGCACUGCAGAACUCUAUAUGAAUAUUUUCCCAUGUUCUCUUAGCUGCGUGAGUAGGGAGUUUGAAAUCCAAGACUAUUUUUAUAUUAAUGCAUGAGAAUCCUAAUUUUCCAAAUACCUGAGAGAAACUAUGGAUGUGCUUGGAGAUAAGUUAUCAGCUGGGCAGUAAUUUCAGAGGCUGAGGAAGUAACAUGUCCUCCUUUCCUCUGUCUUCACAAAAAAGCCCCUGUGAUGGCAAUCAGGAGAUUUGAAGCUAAUAAAAAAUGUCAAUUCUGCCUUUGUUCAUAGAGCUGCACUCUUUGGGGUGGAAAGGUCCCUGAAUGGAGGUCAGUAGCACACACAUAGCAAAUUCAGCACCUCACUCUGAAAAGUUGUUGGGUGUCUUUUGCAUGUGCCAUGAAGAGGUAGCUGCUAGAUUCAACACCUUCGUGAGGAAUUCAUACCAGGAGCAGUGGAAAUUGCUGCCCCUGUGGGAGGGGUGUGAUUGCAAUUAGAGUGGCUGUAAUUUUUUUCACAAAAAGCAAAUAAAAUUAUUGCAAACAACACACGGAUCUGCAAGGGAAGUUUUUCCGGGACCAAAGUCCUAAGUGGUGCUACCUUGCCUUUUGGAUGGAACUACUGUAUAUUCAGUGUCAUUUUGUUUAUGCAGAGAGUUAUUUGAGUAUGUUUAAGGCUGCUGAAUUUUGCAUAGAGGGCUCAUUCUGUAUGUCUUUCCAUGACUAAAUAAAAAUGCUCCUAAAGGGUU